This is a messenger RNA of Phytophthora sojae, 996 nucleotides long. RefSeq lists its product as hypothetical. The coding region runs from base 1 to 996 and encodes 331 amino acids. The record is from RefSeq and is a predicted model, not a curated record. The transcript has 3 exons. Gene Ontology annotation, biological process: regulation of exit from mitosis; positive regulation of cytokinesis; protein dephosphorylation. NCBI's taxonomy places the organism in Eukaryota, Oomycota, Peronosporomycetes, Peronosporales, Peronosporaceae. Gene Ontology annotation, molecular function: protein tyrosine/serine/threonine phosphatase activity.
AUGGAUGGCGACUUAGUCUACGCUCGGUUCUUCGCAGAUUUCGGGCCCUUGCACUUGUCGCGAACCGUGCGCUUCUGUCGCGACUUGGAAUCGCGCUUGGACUUGAAAAACUCAGUGGGAAGAAGUGGAAGGCGACUGGUGCUCUACUGCAGCGAUCACCCUCACAAGCGCGCGAACGCGAUGACACUGCUCGCGAUCUUCUUGGUCUUGGCCCGAGGGUUCUCGCCUGAGCUUGCUGUGACCCGAGUGUUGAAGGACGGCAAACUGCAGCCUCCAUUCGGCUUUCGAGACGCUUCUUGCGGAGUGUGCACAUUCUUCAUCACCUUGCUGGACUGCGCUCGAGCGGUGCACAAGGCGGUAUUGAAGUCGCUGUGGAGCUACCAGAGCUUUAACAUUGACGAGUACGACCACCUCGACCGUCUGGAGAACGGCGACAUCAACUGGAUCGUGCCUGGAAAGCUGAUCGCCUUCAGCGGCCCGCAGCGUGAGCGCAUCGUCCUGGACGCCGAGUCCGGCGCGUCCACACUGCUCGCUCGAGACUACGCUGCGCUCUUCCGGACAUUAGGAGUUACCUGCGUGAUCCGCUUCAACGAGGCCACCACGUACGAACGAAAGGCCUUCAUCCACGCCGGUCUGCGCCAUAUCGAUCUCCCAUUCCCUGAUGGUAGCAACCCCAGCGACGACAUCCUCCACAAGUUCAUCCGCGUGUGCGAGCGUGAGACUGGUGCUGUGGCCGUCCAUUGCAAGGCCGGCCUUGGACGCACAGGAACCGCCAUCGCUGCGUUCCUCAUGACGAACUACCGCUUGUCAGCCACGGAGGCCAUCGCUUGGUGCCGGAUCUGCCGGCCAGGGAGCAUCGUCGGCCCCCAGCAGCACUUCCUCGCCGUUAAACAGCCCGAACUCCACGCACUCCCCCACAACGUCAGUCCAAGAAGAGCUCCAUGCCUACCAAACUCGAGCGCCUUCCACGCCAUCACCAGCCGAGAGCGCACGUAA